AUGUGGCGUGCGGUUCUGCUAACGAGCCUGGUGUUUCACCAAGGGUAUGGAGUACCCAACCGAGUGGUGGACGUCACCUCAAGCUGUGAUAAGAGCUCCAUAAGUAUCCACGUCGCCAUGGAGCAGCCGUUCAAGGGACUCGUUUUUAGCAAGGACUUUUCCAGGGAAUGUCGUGUACAAGGGCAAAGACAAAAGACAGUUUCCAUUAAUCUACCCUCAAACGCCUGUGGUGUCAGAACGUCGACCCUGAAUACGACAGUCAGUGAACCGGAUGACGAAGAGGAUCUAUACUAUAAUGUGGAGCUGGUGGUGCAGAUGGAUAGACAGCUGCAACAGUCCACCGAUCAAGAUCUUAUUGUUAGGUGUAAAUUACAGCGGCGUGCAGUCAAAAUUAACAGCGCGGCUCUGGAGAACGUCAUAUCUUCACAUUUACGGGAGAUGAACGCUCCAGAUAAGAAAGCGAGGACUGGUCGUAAUCGCCAAGGUUGGGAUAAUCCAGUGGCGAUGGAACAGAGAGAGUGGUUGCUUGAUUCGGCACGCGCUUGGAUGGAGCUGGCUCCAACUAUCGCUGGGUCAGAACCAGCUACCGUUGAAGUUGGACAACCUACUAGACUAUUGAUUCAGUGCACUCUACCAGUCGGAAUCGGUCUGCGCGUAACGAACUGCAUAGCGCACGACGGCUUAGGAGAAGCGUCCCAAAAACUACUGGACGAAGCCGGGUGUCCCAUUGACGAGACCAUCUUCAACAAACCAUCGCUACACCGACAUCACAAGGGAACAGAAAUAGAUUUUAACGAUCUGGAACCAGUCGACACAAUAAGAAACAGAGAGGAGAACGAUCAAUUGAAAACCGCUAAAUCCGAUCCAGAAUUUAUGUUCAAGAAUUUGAUGACAUAUCAACACGCAAUUACAACAUUUGCGGCGUUCAAAUUUCCGGAUAGGGCGAAGCUACACUUGACCUGUGGGAUAGAACUGUGCAAGGGACCAUGUCCUGAAAUUGAUUGUAAGGCCCUGAUGAAGCCUCAGAGGACGAAGGAGGGAUUAGUGCGGAAGGCUCGACUGGAUAAGGAGGCUAAAGCAAAUGUCAUAGAUCGACUGGAAGUUUACAAUAGUAUAGAAGUUUUGGCGCCUAACAUUGAGUUGGAGGAUGAGGCAUCAAUAAGAGGUUCAAGAAGAUCGGAGGGAAAAGAAGAAUUUGUGCGAGGGUUCUCACCGGGAGACAAAACAAUUUGUUUGUCACCCGGUAAAAUGGCUCUUGCAUUUUGCGUCUUAGGUGUUAUUUUCCUCUGUGCUAUUGCGGUCGCAUUUGCUUCAUUAGUGCGAGCGAGACGGCGAACCAGCCGAGAACAGGCCCAUACAUCUCUUUCUUUCUAUACUGGCAGUAAGAGUGUCUUCUCUUCUAGUCAGAGUUCGAGUUCUGGAUUAAGUGGAAGUAAAUUGCUGCUAACUGAUAGUCCUUACAUGGAUCACCAUUCAUCUUCUAGCAAUAAUUGGCCAUAUCCAAGACCGUUUUGA
This is a messenger RNA of Pieris macdunnoughi, 1515 nucleotides long. The record is from the annotation of a GenBank genome assembly. NCBI's taxonomy places the organism in Eukaryota, Metazoa, Arthropoda, Insecta, Lepidoptera, Pieridae.